AUGGCCGGUGCGGUGUGGUGCCUCCUAAAAUCCCUCUAUGGUCUCAAGCAGGCAAGCCUGAUCUGGUACCAGCUCCUCCGGAAGGUCCUCGAAGCUCUCAGGUUUGUGCACUCGGAGUUCGACCAUGCUCUGGGGGAAAUUGGGAAGGCCUUUGGCAUCAAGGAUCUGGGGCCAGUCACUAUGUUUCUCGGUGUACAGUUCAAGCGCGACCUCCAGAUGCAUGAGCUCUGGAUCAACCAGGAAGCAUACACAGACAUGCUCCUUGCUGAGUAUGGCCUCACAAACUGCAGCCCAGUUUCCACACCCCUCGAUCCCAUCCAUCCUCUCGGUCAGGAGUCGGAUGUCCCUCUAGACAUUCCUGACUUGUGCGGCGGAAAUGGCUGGACUGGAGCGACGACGUGUGUUUCGGGAUACGUGUGCACCGUUUCGAACGAGUGGUAUUCGCAGUGCAUUCCGGGUACUGCACCGCCAGCGCCAUCGACGACAGCCCCACCGACAGUACCAACACCAGGCAGUCCUUCCACCACGGCGCCAAGCGGUACGAGGCCGCCUACUGGACCACCGACGCUCGUGUCGGGAUGGAACUUCAUCCGCGCAGUGACUUCACCUAACUUCCACAAGUACCUUCAGUCAGAGGUCUACCAAACCGAAUCAGACGCCGUCCUCGGCGAGGGUGCCACCGCCGCGCAGUUCCAGAUCACGAACGGGCAGUUGGUGCAGAAUGUUGCAGGUGGGUCGCUCUAUGCGACCGUCGAGCCGCGGUCAAGCUCCUCGGUCAUGCGCCUCAAGGUGUCGUGGUCCAAGACGCCCGACACGCUCGGCUCGUUCAGAUUCAGCGGAGACACGGUGGAAUGGAGCUCGCCUACGAUCAGUCGGCCGCAGACUAACGCCUGGCUCGUGUGCGCUGACUCCUCUGGCAACAGAGAUGUGUACAUCAACCUUGGGGCGUAUGGGUACCAGACACCUUCUGGUUGUAACGACCACACCAUUCACGGGUUCACGGGCACUACCCCUGAUUAG
This is a messenger RNA of Cyclocybe aegerita, 1020 nucleotides long. The record is from the annotation of a GenBank genome assembly. Lineage: Eukaryota; Fungi; Basidiomycota; Agaricomycetes; Agaricales; Hemipholiotaceae.